CCGCUAGGUGGCGCUUUUGUUAGCGUGGCGAGUCCUCCAUUAUCCUAUCUUCGUUUUGUCUUUGUGUUGAAAUCUGAUUUGGAAUCGAAUACUUGCUUAAUACAUCUGAAAGCAUCUAGCUUUGAUAACUCGAUCAAAAGAAAGGGUAACGUUACAUCUUUAAAUUCCAUUCUAUAUAUUUGAUUAUGUCUGACCGGGACGGGCGGGACGGACGGGACGGAAGGGAUGGACGGGACGGUGGAGGAAGAAUGAGGAACAACGACUGCCGCAUCUACGUGGGAAAUCUUCCUCCGGAUAUUCGUUCGAAGGACAUUGAGGAUUUAUUCUAUAAGUACGGAAAAAUAGUUUUCAUCGACGUGAAGAACAGACGCGGUCCGCCUUUCGCUUUCGUGGAGUUCGAGGAUUCGAGGGACGCGGAUGACGCCGUUCACUCGAGGGACGGAUACGACUACGACGGAUACAAGCUACGAGUGGAGUUCCCGCGCGGGGGCGGUGGGCCGGGAGGACGCGGGGGUGGGGGCGGCGGCGGCGGCGGCUACGGGCGCGGGGGAGGAGGGGGCGACCGCGGCGGUGGGAGGCGGUCAGGCCCUCCCUCGCGACGUUCCGACUACCGCGUCAUCGUCACGGGACUGCCGCCGACUGGCAGCUGGCAGGACCUCAAGGACCACAUGCGGGAGGCGGGUGAUGUGUGCUACGCGGACGUGUACCGGGACGGCACGGGCGUCGUCGAGUUCCUGCGCAGCGAGGACAUGAAGUAUGCCGUACGCAAGCUAGACGACUCCAAGUUCAGGUCGCACGAGGGGGAGACGAGCUACGUCCGCGUGAAGGAGGACUACCGCGGCGGCAGCCCGCCCUCUGGUGGCGGAGGAAGGUCGCGAAGCCGUAGCGUCACGCCGGCGCGCGGCCGCCGUGCGUCUCCGAGCUACUCGCCCGCCCGGAGGUCCCGCUCCCGCUCACGCUCGUAAAGGGGAGGUCGUCGCCGCGACGGCGCAGAGAGAAGUGUCUCAUCGGUGGAACACUAGCAGCAGCAGCAGCAGCAGCUUCAUCUAGCGUAUCAGUGGCACGUGUAAGUGUCUCGAUCCGCCCUGUCGAAAACGAUUUCGCGAUCGCUCCUUGCGCGUUUUUUCUCCUUCUCCCCUUCCCCCCCGACGUCGUCGUCGUCCGACGCGAGCACGUUUCGGUCGUCGUCGUCGCGAGGGGUUGCCGAAAACAAAGUCACUACAUUCCAUUUUCCAACCGGCACGCGCAUCCACCCCUUUUCUGUCGCGGACAUCCGCGCGCAUUUUCGUUUACGAGUGAGUACCAGUCGUUCUUUCUCGCGCGACGCGACGGUCCCGGUUUUUGCGUCGCGAGAGUAGAUCCACUUGUUUGCUUAGGAGGUUUCACUAGUUCCGUGUAGAAUGUCAAAUGAAUAGAAAGGAGAAUGUUGGAGGAGACGCGUCCUUUUGGCCCCCCGUUGCCGUCCACAUCGGUUGUUCGAUCUGUGUGAGAGUAUGCGAGAUGUGGACGCUCGCUCUAAUAACCUCGCGUGUCGACGUACGCGCGCCACAGUCUCUGUAUCCGUGGGUGCCGUCCACGCCCGAUACGUUGCCAGUGUAAAUAACGACGCACGCGCGCGUGGAGGGGGUUGCUCGGUCGGAUGGAUCCCCUGUCUCCAUCGUAGGUCGUACUGACCCACGGAUUGUCUAAAGUAGUGUGUACAGAAAGUAUAAUUUGUAUCGACGGCGUCAUCAGUCGUAGCGUCUCACGAAAAAAAUGCGUGUAAAUGCUUCCAAAGAGUCAUGUAGCUUGUGUAACGUUUCGAUUCCAUUGUCGGUGUAGAAGAAAUGUGCGGUUUUGCGUUGAGGUGGCGUUGGGAUGCGAAGGUAGCAUCAGCGUUAGGAAACUGCUGUCAAAGGUUGGGAUUUGUGGCGCGUUUUAACGAUUUUUAACUGUUAUAGAAGUUUUGUCUGUUGUCCUUGUCUCGUCUGUUUACCGCUGAAGGUCAUUAGAGGUUGAAAUAUUCAUGUGUCUUGUCUACAUUUCCAACGCACACACCCCUCCCACCCGCACACCCACUUGUCUACCGCCUGCCUGCCUGCUCGUUCUUCGUAAUAAACUGAUUUUACUUCCUUUUGUCAGAUUCACACACUGGAUCGUGUGAUCGGAUUUGGAGGAGUACUUGUAUGAUUUGGAGGAGAGGCUCGCGGAAAGUCGGAUGUCAUUGGGAGGAUAAAUCUAGACAUCGCACUCGCUAAGGCAUUAAACUGGAGAGAGAGGGAGCGCGAUUAUUUAUCGGAAGGAAUCACGGGAUGGGACUGUGCGAUGUCCUCGGAAUAAGCAGCGGAUAAAGGGAAGGUUGGAUUCUGGAUGCUAGGAUAGAAUUGGAGAAGGAAACCUCGAUAUUUUCAAUUUUCCAAAGUUACAGAAUUCCCCCGGAAUAAGGAUUGGAUUAAGGACCUGAAAGUGAUGGUCCCUCUGUGGAUACUAGGAUAUUAUUUCCAAUAUUACAGAAUUCCCCCGGAAUAAGGAGCGGAUUAAGGAAUGGAUUAAGGACCUGAAAGGGAUGUUUACUUUCUGGAUACUAUGAUAUAAUUGGAUGCGAACUCUUUGGACAAAAGUCCCUGGAAACUCAUCCAACUUCUUAUGAGGAUUAGCAGAACGGAUAGUUGGAGUUUGGAUACUUUAAAUUUGGAAAGGACACAUGCCCAUGUAUGCGGAUUAAAGAAAACACGGAUAGGAAACGGAAUUCUGGAUACUUGGAUAAAAUUGGAGGAGGAAACGUAGCCAAAUCCAUGGAUUUGGAAUUCCUCAUAUUCCGGAAUCUUUAGGAGUACUUGUGAUAAAAUUGGAGAGAUCAGGAGUAAGAAGCGCUGAGCGAGAGAGGGAGGAGUCUGGAGUCUAGGAUAACGUAAAGGAAUCCCCCAUUCGGAUAUCGUUCUAGGACAUUGUGUCUCUCCCCCUUAACAGGUAAGCACGCUCCGGGCUUCCGGGAUAGGCGUCCGCGCCAUUCCGGAGUCUCACCGCCCGGAGCGAGUCCUUGCAGUGACCUUACAAUUUCAGGAAACUCGCAGAUGCCAUCGAGGAUAUACCUCCUCCCCCUCUCUCUUCAUCCUCCUCUUCCUCCCCCUCUUCCUCCCCCCUCUUCAUCCUCCUAUUCCUUCCCCUCCCUCUUCAUCAUUCUACUCUUCCUCCCAUUCCCUCUUCAUCCUCUAACUGUCUUUAUUCUUUUUUUCUCCUCCCGUCACACUCCUCUUACCGCCUCCUCUUCCUCCCCUCUCUCUCCUCUUACGCCACCUCAUUCCCGUCUUGCAGCGGCGAUUUUCAGGGCUGAGUGUCUCGUGGUAAGUAGCAUCCCGGCGUGCUUGGCCCCGGUGCGCCGCGGGUGACGCGCCUGCACCGUGUGUGGCGUUCGACGCUCGAGGGAGGCGGCUCUGUCCUAUAGGUGGAGCCAGCGAGCGCUUGAUGGCGAAGUCUGUCUCCUUUCCCGCCGUCGCGCGUUUCUGGCGCGCAGACGUCGUCGGUUCAAGGUCAAUCUUGCUUGCUCCUGCUCCUGCAUCUCCCCUUCCCCUUUUCCUCUUCCUGCUUAUUGAAAUCGUGUUUUUUUAUCUGUUCGUUGUCGUGUUGUUCGUUCGUGUGACCGCAUGCGGUAUUUGUAGAGUUAGCGAGAUGAUUAAAUGGUGGUUUUAAAAAUAUGAA
Messenger RNA from Priapulus caudatus, 3678 nucleotides. RefSeq names its product serine/arginine-rich splicing factor 1-like. The coding region runs from base 186 to 965 and encodes 259 amino acids. The transcript is spliced from 4 exons. Gene Ontology annotation, cellular component: nucleus; cytoplasm; ribonucleoprotein complex. The record is from RefSeq and is a predicted model, not a curated record. Gene Ontology annotation, molecular function: mRNA binding. Lineage: Eukaryota; Metazoa; Priapulida; Priapulimorpha; Priapulimorphida; Priapulidae.